Meloidogyne enterolobii is the source of this 852-nucleotide messenger RNA. Lineage: Eukaryota; Metazoa; Nematoda; Chromadorea; Rhabditida; Meloidogynidae. The record is from the annotation of a GenBank genome assembly.
AUGCCAACGGUGCGGGAGCAAGAUGACGUCGACCAUGUUGUCUGCUGCAAACACGGAAAGCCUUGUCAACUCUCAUUGCAACGAGUUCCAAAGUCUGCACGUGGUCAAGAAGUCCCAAGAUCGCCAGAUGUUGGUCGUUGUAGUGGUGGCAGACGCAAGAGACAGCAGCAGCAGUACCAUCAGCAGUCGGAUAAUAACUCGUCCAUCACCGACUUAAGAGGGGCAACUCAAGGCAGUAUUAGCAGCUCGUCGACCAACUAUGAGAACAUCCCGGCUGGGGGAUUGCCGAAUGAGGCGACUGCUGUUGACAUUGGCAGUGGUGGUGGCGGUUCUGCAAUUACUAGCGAGACGGAAAUCACUGAAGACGAAAGCAAUCCUGCGACUGAUGAACGCCCUCCAAGCCUGGACUUGUUUCGCCAGAGAUUUGAAGAGGAACAACUGUAUGAGGACAUCCACCACGUGGGGAUGCAUCGAUGUGGACAUGCUGCAAAGAAGGCUGCCAAGAAGCCAGGCGAAUGUCAAAAGGAGGCUGGGAAAACCAAAUCGAGCGAAAAGUCGCUUGAUAGGCCGGUUGCUCCUUCUGCUGCGGGUGUUGCUGUUCCAAUGUCAACUGCUGAUGUCAAACGCAUUCCUACAGCGGACAUGACCAAAAGCAGAGACCUUGUCAACCCUAAGGAGAAGCUGACUGAGUUCUAUGCAGGACCGUGCACACCGAGUGAAGCUGAGCGUCAAUGUAAAGCUGCCGGCAUGUUCCGUCUCUACCAUCGAAUUGUGGUUGUCGAUGAGGAUCAGCUGCAAAGUGUUCUGCCGUUGUUCAUUGUCUACAGAAAUCUGAAGGGAAAAUACUGGUAA